AUGAUCUCGGCCGUGCCGGACAGACAAACCUCAAGCACACUCUUGCUCCGACAACCACUCAGACCCAUCAUGCAAGCUCCAGGGCCAGUGAGAAACACACAGCGCUCAGUCCUGGCCUGCACGGCAUGCGUGCGCCGUAAGAUCCGAUGUUCAAAGAGCAUACCCUGUGAGGCAUGCAUCCGUCAGAACAAGGCAUCUUCUUGCCAGCGUGAGCAGGUUGCCGUCGUCACUCGGAGAAGAAUCUCUCGCCGAAGCCGUCCCGCAAAUGAUGCUGGAUCGCCCUCGGCUUCAUUGGAGGACACUUCGGUAUCGCCUGAAGUACCCGAAGAGCCUGGCCAUACACCCACAGAUCCGGCCUCAUGUACGACUCCGGUACAUGCCACUGUCGUCGACGCUCGGGUUGAGCCGGCAGUACCGUCAGCAGUGGUUCCCCCUACCAACACAGAACCUAGAGGAGCAUUCGAAAAUGCCAUCCCCGAAAUCACCAAUGAAACGCUGAUGCAGAUAUUGACAUCAACACACACAGCUGAUAGUCGCCUUACCAACGAAGCAGCAGCUGCCCUGGAGUUCUUGGCCCAUGGCCGUAGAAACGUUCUGAAUAGGUUCUCAGGCAGAGAGUCUAUUGCCCAAUCUACUCCCCGAUUCUCAACCAGUCGUCACGAGCUUGAAGAACAGUGGGAUCCUUUCUUUGCACCCGAGGACGCUCGCAUGCUAUUGGCCCUUCACCAAGCCCAUCUCACCUGGAUGCACAAUGUGGUUCACUUGCCAACCUUUCGUCAAGAGCUUGAUAACAAUUUGAUGCGAAUGGAGUGCGACUGCUCCUGGCUCGCAUUAUACUACGCAUUGCUAUCUCAAACCGUCUACCAUAUUGAUGGUGGGUAUCUCGCCUCAUUACCACAACCAAUACACGCCGAUAUGAAAACAUCUCGCCUUCUUUUCGACAAAAGUAUAGAGAUCCUAUUCAAAGGGGGGUUUAUGGAUGAGCACAAGUUGACAUCGGUGCAAGCCAUUUGCCUCUUGCUACAAGUGGCUCACAACUUCGACAAGUCCGACCUCAUAUGUGUCCUUAUCUCCACCGCGAUACGUAUCUCGCAAUGCCUUAAUCUUCAUCGACUAGGAGCCGAUCGACCUGUGCCGGAAGCAGUGGACGACGACACCCAGUACAUCAUCGACAGAGAAAUACGGAAACGCGUCUGGUGGUUCCUCGUUCGAUACGAUUGGCUCCAAAUACCAUUUCAGAACACCUGCCAGAUUCACCCAGCCCAGUUUAACACUCCGAUGCCUGCGAACUCGUUCGAUGAUGAAGUGCGGAUGAUUCAGAACGGAGCGGUUGUCUCACAACCACCUGAUGUAUGCACCUCGAGUAGUUGGACGAAUUCCUUAAACCAAGUCUCUGUCCUGAUAUGGAAACAUCAAGAUCGUAUGUUCAAAGUUGGUUAUCCCGGCGAAGACCCUGACAGGAUCUUAAAACUCUAUGAUCAAGCCUUAUGGGCCGAUAAGGAGAUAAAAGAUCUCUAUUCGUCCUGGCCGUUGGCCUUGCGUGAAAUAGAGGAUGUCCAACUUGAUCAGCCAAUGCUCGACUCUUUCCCUGUUAGGUUGAUGCCAGGCAUGGUACUCAUUUGUACCGCACAUAAAUUGUCCUGUAUUGCGAUUGCCGAACGAAGCAUUGAGUCAAUUCAACGUUGGCCCGAUACACUCGAGUCUAGUAUCAGCCGUAGGAUGUGGACAACUUUGACGCAUGUCGUUAGCUGCUGUAUCACCCUCGUCUUUGCUCUGUUGUUCAAGUCGCAAAACACGCUCACUUAUGACUCCGCUAAGAUUCGUGGUUAUAUCGAAUUUGGGAGGAACUUCAUAAGCCAAGAGGAACAGUUUAGUUCUAUUGCGCGAAGGGGGGUGAAGCUGCUUACCGCUUUGAUGAACUUGGAAGGAUGCUCGGAUUUUUCGCUUGACAUUGAAGCAGAUAUUGGUGGCAUAGUCCGUCGUGUGGCCGCAGCGGACGAUGGAAAUUUAGAGCUAGGUGCGGCUGAGGCCCAUCAGCUUGUGUUCCCAGGUAGUCAGGAUCUCUGGGAGAGCUUCAUGAGAGACACUUUGGCUGGAGAGUUUCUUAGCUUUUGA
This is a messenger RNA of Fusarium vanettenii 77-13-4, 2115 nucleotides long. RefSeq lists its product as uncharacterized. The transcript has 5 exons. The record is from RefSeq and is a predicted model, not a curated record. Gene Ontology annotation, molecular function: DNA-binding transcription factor activity, RNA polymerase II-specific; zinc ion binding; DNA binding. Bases 1 to 2115 code for a protein of 704 amino acids. Gene Ontology annotation, biological process: regulation of DNA-templated transcription; DNA-templated transcription. NCBI's taxonomy places the organism in Eukaryota, Fungi, Ascomycota, Sordariomycetes, Hypocreales, Nectriaceae.